AUGUCGACGUUUUCUCACUACAACGAGAGAGGGGUCAUUCGAGAUAUUCAAUCUCUCGCGGAAAUCAUUCAUCUCGACCACUCGUAUGCCAAGCCAUGGUCAGCACAUCCCGAUGCAUCAAAAGUACGUCCAGUCAAAACUUUGUUUCUGCCCAGAGAAGAUCUAGAGAACUUGCCUUUAGCAGACGAUGAGGAAAUCGAUGUAUGCGAACCGGCUGUUCCAUGUUAUUCUGCCAACAUCAUGUAUGAUACUGCAAAAGCUAAGACAGUUAUGGCUGAAUGUGAAAAGUUUGUGAGCACUGUGUCUAGUAAGAAGACUCCAGACACAUGGGAAGAGCAAAUUUCCAGGUAAAGUUGUGUUGUAAUAUUUGUUAUUGCUAUAAAAUGCAGAAAAGUGUCAUCACGGGCGGACGACACCAGUUGACAGAUUUGUGACAACUCUGAUAUGAUACGAUGUAUUGUAUCGUACCUUUUAUUGGGUUUGUCAAUUGUCAGUGUCAAUGAGGCUGUUUUUCGUUUUUGGAGAUUCAAGCAACAUCGCUUCGUAUAGGCUACCAUGGUAAAAGAGGCAGGAGAGAAAGCUCACUUUGACUCAAGUCCAUAAAUACUUAGUUAUAGAACGAAUUGCGGCCGUUCUGCCCUAAGUCGAUCCGCCUGAGAAUGGAAGUCGAUCCGCCCGACGAACAAACAGUGCAUCAAAUUACAGAGAUUAAGCAUUAUUCCAUUUUUUAUUUCUUUUAGUAAUGUUUAUAGAUAUUUGUGGACCGUGUUAUCAAAACAACAGCUCAUUCAACCACUGGGAUAUUUAACUUCUUUGGAACUUCUGUGAUCAAAAGUGAAAUCAUUUUUUUUUUUAUGUAAUAGACACAUAGAGGCCAAAUAUUUGAGGUAAAAAGUCGGUUGUGAUGUCAGUAUACAACUCAGAAAAAAACAUCACACCAUUCAUGUUGUAUUUUAUUACAAAAACUCAUAAAACACUAGUUUUAUUUUAUGAUACCAUUUUAAAGAACUCUACACAACUCAUAGAUAAGAUGACAUAUACAUCGGGCGCAGUUACUUCAAAAUUUGGGCAGAAAGGUCUUGGGUGGUUUGACUCUUGGGCAGAACGACUGGAUACCUAUAAAACAGAUGCAGCUAACUACGCGACCGCCAGACAAAAGUCAUAAAAUUGGUGCUUUUCGGUUAAAAAUCACUAUGGCUAUCAAAAUGGACGCAGCCUGGAGCACUGUAACACCAAUGCAAAAUUUCUGUGUCAAUUAUUCCUUGUACUGCUGGAAACAAGCUCAUUUAAAAUUAAGUGCAUGACUGGAAAUAUACUGGGGUUGAAUUUUUAUUUCUGUUUUAUUGUCAAGAUGCAUAUUUCAAGAAUCAAAAGAGAUGUUAACAUUGAACCACAACACAGUCAAACAUAGUAAAUUUUUCUUUUUUUUCAGAAAUGGCUGGGGUGCUAAGCAGAGUGUCUUGUUUGACAAAAUUACAAAAGUCCUGUCAAACCUGAGACUAGCAAGAUUGACCUACGAAGGAGUAAGACUUGUUUAUAUUAUUACCUUAUAGAGUACAUUUACUGUAGUCAGGCUCUUGUAGCUACUGUAGUGUGAGUGGUGAGGCUGCCCUUUCAUUAAACUUACAAUGUCCAUGAAACUUUAUGCCAUGUAGCACGUAGAGUGACAGGGAUCUGACAUCUUACCUGGAAAGCAUCCAAACAAAUUGGAUUGUAGAGAAAUGUGGAAUUCUUUUAGUUGAAAGAGUCAGAAUUCAUUUACUUGCUAAUGUAAUGUCUGCUUUACAGCUUCCUAAUGAGCCUGUAAUGAGACGUAUAACAACAGACAAGGCAACCAAGAGAACAAGACAAAUCUUGAGUGAAACAGAAUGGGUGAGUUUGGUUUGCUUUCCAUUGGUCUCAAACUGUGUCCGUUUCAUAUGUAAUGGCCUAAUAUAGUAAACCUGGGUGUUGAGAGAAUUUACAACUUCUUGCUUGCCAGUAGAUCACUGGACUAAAUGUUUCUUUUUGACAACUAAGGAAUAGAACCUUUCCCCCAUGACAAAGUUGCAUACAUGUGAUGUUUCAGUCACAAGUCAUACGGCAGGCUGUUGGGUGAUAAAAAGGAGGGACAAAAGUCAUUAAAAAUGAUUCUAAUAAUUGCUUUUAUUCUGGUCACAAUAUUGUACUCAUACUUUAUUCCAUAGGAUCCAAAUUUAAUGAAAUGGCUGCACAGUACCUUAGUGGAUGGUUUGAGUAUUCCUCUGUUGGCUUGCUACCUUGAUGUACUUCAGACUCUCAGAGCCAAAGUGAGUCUCAUUUCUUAUACAUUCAAUUUCACUGUUUUAUUCUCACGAGUGACCAAGACAGAAUUUCUCCUUAAAAUAUGAGUAAAAAAUCAAGCAGACAAGUCAUGAGAGUAAAGAAAACAUUUGAACUGGGAAAUUUACCAAGUUCUCUGAACUAACAUCCUAAGAAUUGGUUGGUAGACAUUGGCUUGGGAGAAUUAAUAUUGAGAUCUUGGGAGUGACAGGGUUAAAGGUUUAAAAUGUAGACCAUGAAAAGCACUUACAGUGCAAAGUUUAAAAAUUACCUGGUAAAAUUGUGCUGAAUGCCUAAGUCAGUGGCAAGCAAUCAGGGCAAGCUGUGUAGUCUAGUUAUGGGUGACUUGUUUGUGACUUCUGGUGCAUAAAGCAUUCUAUCCAUGAUUAGUGUUUCUGGUUUCAGGUUGAGUUGCUCAUUAAGAAUUGUGGUAAUUUAUCUGAAACAAGAGAAACACAAAUCAAACCAGUUUAAAAUCAGUUAAAUUCAGUGGUCAGUCUGAUUGUUAAAACGCUUAAACAAAGUACCGUAAAUGUCCAUGUAUAAGCCGCAUCCGUAGAUAAGCUGCACCCCCGAUUUGGAAGCGCAGAAUUUGGAAAAAAUAAAACAAUAUAGUUUGAAGUUUCAAUAGAGUUGUAUUGCUACAAACAAUCAAGGUUUCAAAACACCAACAUAGAAGUUGUGGCUAUCUUUCACAUUUAUCAAGUCUAAAGAAAGCAAAAUUUCAUUUGUCGUACCUUCUUUUUCAUUGGAAUUUACACAAUCUUUAACUUAAAAUGCUCUAUCGGUCCGAUUUUUCAAGAUUAUCUCUUUGAAACACACCAUAAAGUUGAAAUUCCUUCGCAUUGAAAAAACAAACAAACAAACAAGUGCUUAGUAGCCAAGCUUUAAAUGUUGGGAGGAGUCUGGGCCUUUUGACUCAGCUGUUCGGGUAUACCACGUGUAUAAAGAUGUUUGGAAACCCGCAAUAGGCGAAAAACUUCAUGCAGAACAAGAGCCUGAUAAUGCAGUUGACAAAUUUGCCAUGAAGGUAAUAAAAAACAAGGAGAGAUUCCUUGUAUGUUGGUGUUUAGUUGUUCGAGUAAACGAAAAUUAAUCGCUUGAAAGAACUCUUGGAGAGCAAGAUUCGCUGAUAAACACUCGAAGACACAAAUGGCUCCUUUACGAGCCACUACUCAAUGAAAAAGUCAAUGAACUACAGCAACAUGUUCUCAGUUUCUUUUAUGUUUGUUUCUUGGCAUCUUAAGAAGUUUUAUGAAUAUUAAUUAGGUUUUUGAGAAUUCCAAACACAGAUGUAUCUAUGGAUAAGCUGCACCAUUGAUUUUUGGCUUCAAUUUUGUGAAAAAAAGUGCGGCUUAUACAUGGACAUUUACAGUAAUAUAUUUUAAAGGAUUACAAAAUAUGGUCAUUGAAUAUUAUUUACAUAUUAUGUAACCUAACCUGAAAUAACAAUGAAUUAAUGUUUCAGAGCUUUUGAAAUUAUUUCAUGUUUAUAAAAUGUUUAAUUACAUUGUAAAUACAUUGUAUUCCCUGAAGGUUCCAACACUUGUCGAUCGAAUGCUUGUUCAACCUUCCAGUCAGCGCCGUGGCUUGGCAGCCAGCCCAGAUGCUUUAAACUUGCUUCUGAAAAGACCUUGGGACCCUGCCCAUGGACUUGUUACUCAACAUAAACAGGUAUCACAGCUCUUUUGAUGGCAAUUUAAAAUCAGAACACAUUCAUUAAGAGAAAAUUAAACAGAUGCUUGUGGAUUGAGAGCCUAAAAAUUGGAAAAAAGAUUGCCUUGUUGCGCUAGUGACUCUUGGAAAAAAAGGAAAAUUCUAAAAUUUUAGUUGUCAGUUUAAACACAUUUUGAUAGGUUUUUGCUUAUGAUCUAUUGGAGGACAGAUGCAAAGAUGUUGUUUGCAUUUUUAUUAUAUAAAGAUCAUUUUAAGUACAUUUGUGGAGAAAAUAUCUUUUAACAUGAGAGAAUAACAUUGCAUAUUCAUAAUGUGCAAAUUUCAUUUUGAGAAACUUUGUUUCCUGAGUCACAGUGUAUUUUUAUCCCUCUCUUCAAAGCGUAAACUACCUGGAACUCCUUUACUCUUGGUUGUGCCCAGUGGCCCAACAACAAGCAUCUGUUCUGGAACUUCAUCCAAGCGGGCUCGCUUCUGGCACAACCACUUGUCUGUCCUUGGAAAAGUUGUUCCUGUUACCAUGCACACAAGCAAUGGGGGAAGUGGGGUGUCAAUCAGCCAGUGUUUGGAUCACAUUAUUGGUGCUGUUAGAAUGAAAGUUUUGGAGGUAUGAAAAAUCUUUAAUUGGAUGGUAUGCAUUGGUUGGUUUUUCAUUGCUGAUUGUGUUGGUUGGAAUGUGAAGAUCCAAUAGCUAUUAAAGUGACCCAAGCUUUUAGAGAUCUAUCAGAACCAAUGUUUUCUUGAACUGUUUGAGGGGUCUGAUGGGACUCCUUACAAACCCUCUUGCUCGUGCACAUUGCUCAAGCCAUCAUGUUCGCCUACAAGGGCAAAGAAACACUUGUGCUGAAGAUGUAAUAUUGAGGGCCUGCUCACAAGCUUAGUGGCCUAUCGUGUAUACUGUAAGAUUGUGUACAAUGUCUUGAUGUAAUGUUCAUGUGUGUUGGCCAUGGUAUUUCUUCUGAUAUUGAGGAAAUCAUAAAUUUGCUGUCUGGGUAGACAAUGAAUGGUAAAUCUUUGCUGAUUUGUAACACACCUCAGGUAAAUCUGAUUUUGGUUAUAAUGUACUUUUAUCCUCCAGUUAAGAAGUCAUUUUCCUAACCGUCCUGUCAUUCUGUUGGGCUGGUCUGUUGGCGCCUUGGUCUCGUGCCAGGUAGGGAAUAGGGAUUACUAAUCAGAACACAAAUAAGUAGCUCAACUAGUAAUAGUGUGCCUAGCCAAGGCAUCACAAUAUUUGUCUUCUUUAGUCUACAUGUGAUGAUUAUUGUUAGUAGGUAUACCUUUAUACUGUAGUUAGGACAGUGCUUUUUUGAUCACUUAAAAAUGACAGUUUUUUAAUCAGAAAAUUCAACAUUACUACACGUAAUAAAUUUCUAGGGAAAGAAAAGAGAAGAAAGGCUAUAUUCACCUGUGUCGCCAUUUUUCAUUUUUAAAUAAAUGCCUAAUUAUUUAGAUCACAUUAUUUAGAUCUAUUUAAGGGAGGUCAUUCAUGUACUUUGGUUAUGUUUAAUGUCUGAAAUGUAAUAUGACCAUUCAAUCAUAUUCAGCCUUUAACACUUGAUGAUAUAAUAGUUAUAACAUGGUUGUACUUUAGGUUGCCCUUAUGGAAUCUGUGUGUGCAGUUGUUUGUCUUGGUUUCCCAAUUACUGGUUUAUCAGGUGUAAGAGUGGUGAGUAAACAAGUUAUACCUGUGAUUGAAUCAAACCUUGAACACAAUCUUUUUAAAAAUUAUCUUAAGUCCAGAUGUGAUUAACACAUAAAUUCAUACAUUAUUUUACAAACAGGUAUUAAGAAUACUCAAACUUAUCAGCUACAUGUAGAAGUUGUGUCUUGAUCUAACACCAAAUUUUCAUAACUAAUUUACUAAGAAAGGUAAAGCAGCUGGAGGGGAGAAUUGACAAUCAGAUCUUGGUAGUUAGAGGCUUAAGUAAGGUUAAAUAGUGACACAACAGAUCUGUGAACUUCAUUUCUCAGCUUUGAAAACCACCUGUCUGUCUCACUUUGCUGCGGCUUUCAGACUGAUAACCACAGCAAUGUAUUUUUGGAGUUCAUCAAGAUAAUUAUCUCUGCUCAAUGUGUGAAGCUCUUUCUUUGGACUUGUACCGUGAGGAUAAAUACUCAGUGAUGUGUUUGUUUCAGGGAGUGGAAGAUCCUUUACUGGAGUUGAAAACACCCACUUUGUUUAUUAUUGGAUCGCAUUCGACUCUCACGUCACAAGAAGAAGUGGAGGUAUGUUUCAUCUUUUUUUUUCCUGUCUGAUUAAAUAGGAACAAUUCAGAUAACUGAAAAACGUACUUACAUUUUAUGGUAUACAAGAUUUCUCUCUGUAAUCCACAUUAGCAAUCACGAAAAAUAUCACUGAUAUAAUCAACAUACUAUGCUUUGCAUGUCACAUUGCUUUGUAUUUAAUCUAACUAAGAAGACUGACGAUAUUCAAUUGUUUAAAAAGAUAGGGAUUCUAUUUCAUGUCUGAAAGCAAUACGGUACCCAGGACAUGAGGAUUUAAGCACACAGUGUAUGAAAUGGUAGUCAUAUGCUUUUGAACAGUUCGUUUCAACACAUAUGUUCUUUUUGUUUAUUUUUGUUGUUAUUUUAGGAAAUGCGCGAGAAAAUGAAAACAGACACAAGCCUUUUGGUAGUGGGAGGAGCAGAUGAACAGGUUAGGUAGUCUUCUACGGUUAGUCGAGGGUAUCGGGGUUUACGUUGCACCGGUGACUUUGAAUUGUGAUCAGAGACAGAAAAUAAGUAAUUUUGAAUUGAUUUUAACAUCAUUGUCUGGCUGAAAAAAAAAAGAUAAAGAGCCACUCAAAUAUGUUCCAGAAUACUGGAACUCACGUCCCGGAGAGUUUUAAAUCGCAAAAUUUUCUAGGAAAGCAUGCACCCGGACCCCCUCCCCCUUCCCCCUUCCCCCUUCCCCCUUCCCCCUCCCCCCCUUCAAUAAAAGCGUGUCAUUUGCGAUACACCAUACUUUUUUCCCCAAGACCCUCUCUGCAUGUUACUGUACAUACAUGUUUAUCUGAGUGACCCUUCCUUUCUUCAAUUACUUCAAUUUUACCUGGGAUGUUAUGGUUCAAACCAAGAGUUGGUAUCAAACGUCUACUAAAAAGUAAGAAAUUUCUCAACUAAUGUCAAAGGGAAUUGAGGAUUUCGUUGGUUUUUCUUGACUAGAAAUCUCAAUCGAGAUUCCCCUAUUUGAUUCCCCCUCAAAUCCAUUUCUCUUUCUUUUGCUUAAAAAUCUGAGAUUGUUUGACUUUUGUCUUGUUUUUGGAGGGAAAAAACGGAAGCUUGAGUUUUCUUACGGCUUUUUCGCCAUAUUUUCAUUCUUAAUUAGUUGUUCUAAAUUGAGAAAACAUUAAACAUUACCGGGUUGCUGUGAAAAAAAAAAUCGGAGUUAAUCUAUAUGUUCCCAAAAGACUAAAUUGCAGUUUUCGUGAUGCCAUCUUAUUUUUGUUCUAGUUGCGUCUAACUCGCGCGAAGAAGAAACAAGAGGGUCUUACUCAGAGCAUGGUGGACAGAUUGAUAAUGGUAUGUGUCAUUUCAAUUUAAUCUCGUUCAUAAGUCACAGGGACGAUUUCGCGUAGAGCAGCCAGUAGCUACAAGUCCAGCUGCUAUAUUGAUCGAGGAGUGUAAGGGUGGAUGCUUGUUUAUAUUUUUCGAGUUUUAUUUGCAAAUCCAAUUUCACAUAGAAGUUAAAAUGUCCAGUAAAUUACUCAUCAACAAUUUAGUAUCACUAAUCUCAUUUCAUCGGGAAAUUCGGUUCCUUUCUAGGAUGAAAUCGGCGACUUCUUAGGAAUAGUUUUGACGUCUAUGAGCAGCAGUAGUUCACAUAACAGAAAUGACUCUUCGGACAUGGACGAAAUCGAUGUCCGGAAAAAGAAAAGGAAACGAUCGGUAUCACGAGAUCUGUCGUCGGAAUUGGAACGCUCGGCGGGUAAGCAAGCACUGACGUCACAAGCAUCGGCAAAGAAGUCAACCCCCCAUAAGUCUUCUGUUCAAGAACAAGGAAAAACGUUACUCAAGCUACCGUUAGGCAGUACAUUGGGGGCCAUUAGCAGCGUUCGCUCGCUUAGCCAGCCCAGCCCAGCCAAACGACCGAGGACUUCCAAGUCCAAAUCGAAACCAACCAAUCCGCCUCCAAGUGUAAUUCACGUGACUGGAGCUGCAUCUACAUCGGUAGUUACCAGUGUUCCUCAAGCAAUUCCCGUGCACCCUGGUUCCCUUACUGGGUUUCCAUUACAUGGAACAACUGUUACUCGCCAGGUGCCCUUGUCAAGCACGUCUGCAGGUGCACUAGCCACUGCCAACAGAGGGCAAGCCUUCAUUUCUUUGACACCGAAGAGCUCAGAUCCUGGUGUAAGGGUCACACAGACAUUCAUUACUCUACCGCGAGGAAGCUCUCCCUCGGUCUUGUCGUCAAAUGCUGCAACAGGGCAGACCGUGCAGUAUAUCAUUAAGCCUCAAAGUCAGCGACAGACACCUGUGAACCUCAGCUCUGUUGGUACUGCUCUGUCUGCUCAGGGGGGUGUAGUACCCACUGCUUCUCAGUUGCCUGUAAGGACCAUUGUGUCAGCACCAGUCAGGCAAACACCUCUUUCUCAAUCAUCGAGUUCUUCGUUUACUUCUGUUGUGAGUCUCAAAGGGGCCACUGUAACAACGCAAGCUCCUUCUUUUCCAUCUGGGGCUGUAUCGACGUCAAAUACAUCUUUAUCUGCUGUUUCCUCGCUUGGGAAGUUCUCCCCAUCGUCAGGUGUCCUGACCUCUGGAAGGCCUUCUUUCACCCGAGUAGGUGACGCCUCUCAACCAUCAACUAUCAGUGUUUUGACCAAGGAUGGAAAUAAGCUUGUUAUGUCCCAAGGUCUUAAAGGAUCGUACAAGAUAGUCAGUGGUACAGCGCUACAACCUGUGGGCAGUGGAACUAACACCCUGACUGGCCAGACCCAAGUUAUGUUUGGGCAUCCUGUGCGAUCACCUGCUAGUAGUACCCAGACAGUGAUCAAUCAAAAAGGGCCAGGGGCACCAGGAACGGUUGCCACCUCGCUGCCCGUUAGUCUCGCUGCUUUAGCCGGAAAACUGAAUAGUAGCAGCUCAGUUUCUCAAGCCGGUGGAAGAGUUACUCUUGUCCAAAACACGCGAGCACCUACCCUUCUUAGUCAGCCAGUUAGGACCGUUCCCAGCCAGGUGGUGUCUGUGCAAAGAACAGUACCUAGCAGGACUACCAACCCCCAAGCUUCAGUGGUACCAACCCUCCCAGGUGCGGUGACAGUGGCGAGAUCAGCAGCUACCCAGAUCUCUAGAGUCGUCUCUUCCGGGUCACCAGUUACUUAUGUACAGUCUGGAACAGCCAUUGUGACCAGUAAACCGAUAAGUUACCCUGUAGUUGGUUCACAAGCGACUUCCAUGGCAGCCCCUUCUUUUGCUGUUUCUUCCACGGCAGUAUCUACUGGCAAAGUAGGGCCAUCAGUGCAAGGGGUAUCAGUCAGUAAUAAGGUUGGAGCGGUGACAAAAACAGUAUUCAGUGUGUCGAAUGAGAAAAAGAGUGAUUCUCAGCCUUUAAAUGUCGCGGUCAUUCCAGGCUGUGGCGGAAGUCCUGCUCAGCAAGACACGAAAACAGUACCAGUGGCUCAGGUGGCUUCAUCAGCGAAAACUACCGCUACAACUCAAUCGGAAGUGAAGAAAGCGUCGCCUGCCUACCCUGGCUCCAACGAUUCCGUCCCCAAAGAGACGGCUUCGUCUUGACCUUUGUUUUCUGCAAAAGAAAAAAGAAGAACUCUGAAGAUAAUUGAAGACUUAUCUCAAUGAUUCGAUUCCUCAUGAAUAAAAAACAUAGUCUCUCUAGAGUUUCUGGCCGCGUGUAUUCAAACUCAAGUUUAUUCUCACUGCACUGUUCGAGCUUAAUCAGUCAUUAACUUUAUGAUUGUAGUCUUUGUGUCUAUUAAAAAGACGUGCAACCGAC
Molecule: messenger RNA, 9925 nt
Organism: Pocillopora meandrina
Lineage: Eukaryota; Metazoa; Cnidaria; Anthozoa; Scleractinia; Pocilloporidae
Source: the annotation of a GenBank genome assembly